This is a messenger RNA of Homalodisca vitripennis (glassy-winged sharpshooter), 689 nucleotides long. RefSeq lists its product as uncharacterized. The record is from RefSeq and is a predicted model, not a curated record. The coding region runs from base 6 to 617 and encodes 203 amino acids. NCBI's taxonomy places the organism in Eukaryota, Metazoa, Arthropoda, Insecta, Hemiptera, Cicadellidae. The transcript has a single exon.
GCAACAUGUCGGUGCCAGUAGCUCAGUUAGUGUCGGUGGUUGUGUUGGUAGCCCUGGUCGGAGCACAGAACGAGUGCAUGCCGCCCAAGCCCGGGGAGAAGCACGCCCACCCCAGUGAGUGCUGCAAGCUGGACACCGUCAUCCCGGAAAGCGUCAAGGUGAACGGACCCAAGUGUAUGGAGAAGUUCCCGCACCCUCCGAAGCCCCCUGGUCCACCCCCGAGCGGAGCGAUGCCCACCCCCGACCCGGCGAUGAAACUGCACCACGCCUGCGUCGGCGAGUGCGUGUUUUCCGAGAGCGGACUCCUGACUGCUGACAAACGCCUGGACCGAGCUGCGGUCACCAGGGUGUUCACGAAUUCGGACAAAGACUUGGGCCCCGUGGUGACGGCGGCGAUCACCAAGUGCCUCGGCUCCUACCAGAACGACGUAGAUCAGAGCUUGGAGUGCAAGAGUGGUGCGGAGGAGUUCAAGAAGUGCCUGACGCGGGAAGUCUUCCUCAACUGCCCGAGCUCCGUGUGGAUCUCCUCGAGCGAGUGUAGUAGCCUCAAGACGAAGAUCACCAACUGCCCCCAGUUCCCCGUCAAGAUAGGAGGACCUGGCCCUGGCCCCCGCUAGGUAACCAGUAGCUCCCUUGAAUUUGCAAUUGGUUUUAAACAAAUUGCGCUGAAAUAAAUUGAUGAAAAAGAA